ACUGCGAUUAACGUUUGUAGGUCUACUGAGCAUGCGCAGAGCCGCUGGUCGCCUUAUUUCCAGACAUCAUCACUGGCUCAAUUGAACAUCAUCCUGAGAGAGGGGUUUCUUUCUUUAUUCUUCUGCGCUCUUUCAUCGCUUCCGCUGCUGCGGUGUCAAACAACAGCACGGAGGGAGUAGAAGCCAUAAGAUGAAGAAACGUUAUGUGGACGCGAACAGGCUCCGGAAAAUGAAAAAACUGAAAAUAACCGAGAAGCUGUCUGAAAGUGCAUACACCUUCCUGAAGUUUGUUAUGAUGUGGGCACUGGUGCUGAUGGCAGAUUUCAUCCUUGAAUUUAGACUGGAGUACCUAUGGCCAUGCUGGCUCUUCUUUGGGAGUGUAUACACCACUUUCCACUGCCACGGGCUGGUUAUUUGUGUUGUUUUUGUUUGUGCUGCCUUUACUCUUGACAUCUUUUUUUUAAUUUUUGUUCCUUUGCACUGGCUGUUUUUUGUGGCCAGCACCUAUGUAUUAUUCAAUUACAUAUGGCACACAGAGAAGGGCAUCUGUUUAUCGACAGUGUUCCUGUGGAUUCUUCUUGUGUACACAGAGGCGUCACUUCGACUCAAAGACCUUAAAACCUCUCACGCCAAUUUGUCUCAUCUGUUUGCUGCACACUGUAUUGGAUAUCCUGUAGUGUAUCUGGGGUUUGAUGCCACCUGUUACUUCACCAACAUCUUUAAGCUGCGCAUACAGAAAGCUGUGCAGAGUGAGAACGAUUUCCACAUGCACCUCCUGCAGCACUCGCUCCCACCAGGCCUGCAGGUUUACCCCAAGACUGGCACAGAUAGUAGCAGCAACUCAAAAUGGAAGGUAAAGCCUGAUUUGAGUCAAUAUCAGUGUCAGAAUGGCACUGUAGUGGCCCAUGAAGAAGUACACACAGUGGACUGCCUCCAGAUCUGCAGUGAGGACAGAGCGACAGAGAAGGGAACCCUGGAGGUGAGGCCAACGGAAGCAAACCGGCGGCCAUCUUCAUCCAAAUACAGUGUCAGUGAGUCCAGAGAUCUUUUCCACAGUGGGGCAGGAAGACCUGAAUCCUCUACAACCCCAGAUCAUCUACCUCAAGAGGAACAGGGAUGCAAAACCACACGGGUGGCUAAAAACUCCUCACCAAAAGCUCGCAGAAGCAGCACAAACACAUCCUCGCCACCUGCAGGGAGGACUGAGAAGAAACAGCGAUCCAGCUCUAAAACAGUCAGCCCCAACCGGGACGUGCCAGAGAAGAGUACCACAGCAGCUCAGAGUUACCACACUGAGCAAAUGACAAAGCUGGAGCAGGAGCUGCGGAGGCUGAAAGGUGAGCUGCAAGCAAGUAGGCAGAGUGAGCAGGAGCUGCGGAGUCACAUCUGUAACCUGACCAACAAUGAGAGGAGCCUGAGACCAGAGGUUUCUCUGCUCAGACAGUCCAACAUGCUGCUUCAGAGCAAGAUUCUCUGUCUGACUAAAACCAAGCAGCGGGACAAACAGACUAGUGCUAUGCUGGAGAAAAAGACCAGAGCAGAGAUGGAUGCCAGACUCUCUAUUGAGAAACAGUUGGCCGAACUUCACGUCCAGAAACUAGAGGAGGCAGCCAACACAGCACGGAGUCUAACAAACAGGCAGGAACACACUGAAACCCAAAUGUUAAGGAAAAGGGUUAAAGAUCUAGAGACAGAGUACAAACAACUACAGCUGGAGUAUCAAGUGAAAGAGAGUCGUGUGGUAGAUCUAGAGAAUGAUGUUGAGGCUUUGGCAAAGUACCGCAGCAUGGAGAAAGAGACAGACAUGCUGCUGUCCACCCUGUCAGCUAUGCAGGAGAAAGCUCAGCAUCUGGAGUACAACCUGAGUGCUGAGACCCGCAUCAAACUGGACCUGUUCUCAGCUCUGGGAGACGCCCGUAGACAGCUGGAAAUCGCUCAAGAUAAAGUGAUGAAGCAGGAUCAGGAGAUAAGUGAAAUGAAGCAGAAGAUUGCGGAGGUGAUGGCCGUCAGCCCCAGUGUGUCUUACAUGGCUCCUCGGCCCCCAGUGCCACAGUAUCUCACCAAGCUGCUCAACUCUGAGCGCUAUAUGCUGAAUCCACGAGCACUGAUGUACCAGUGUCUAAAGAAAUAAAGGAUGUCAGAUGUUCAGAGUCCUGGGACCUCCUCAUCACACACCUCCACCAUAAACAAGGAGAGGGAGGACUUUAAUGGAUCAAACUGACACCACAACGUCAUCUGCUUCCAACAGUGAGUGGAAUCAUAGCGAGCCUCCACAAAUUGAAUGCCUUUAGCUGCACUAAUGGUGCUAACUUCGCCAUUCUGUAUAUUUCCUGUUUCCACCUGCAAGAGUUGAAGAGUUUCACUCCAAAAUAAGAUACCUGAUAUGUAGAGCUGCUGUAGGCACAAUUUUGAUGUAAAGUCACACACUCGGCCCAACAGCAAAACCAACUGAUUAGUAUGCAACAGGGAAAAGCACAAAUAGUUCAGACACUGCAAAUCUAAUUAAUGAAAAUCUGAUGCUGGUUUGGAUAAAAUAAUGUUUCCUGAACAACCACAUACGCUUUGAACAAAGCUGGAGCUCAUGGAUCCGACUUUCUCAAAAAUCAGAAGAUUUCAGAAUAGUAAGCAUGAAUUUAUUUUGAAAUCAUGUCACAUGAUUUCUCGUUAUUUAAGCUCAAAUUUUAAAGUAGAUAAAUAUUCAACAGACCCUACAGAAGCGCAUUGCAUUCAUCAAAGGGGAAAAAAAUGUAGGAUCUUAACGCGUAAUUACAGCUUUCUAUCACAAUUAUAAGAUCUCUCAUAAUUAUGUAAUGACUUACCAUCUCAUAAUUAUGAGAAAAGAUCUCACGAGAUCAGGUUGUCAUAAUUACAAGAUAAUGUGGGGGUUGGUACACUGCAGAACUUAACUGAAAAUCAUCAGGUUUGAAAGAAUUCUUUAGUAUCUAAGUAAUUAAGUGAUAGUUGUCAGUGCAUCCAAUGGUGCAUAGCAAAAGUAAUAGUUAACUCUGCAUAUAAACAAAUAUAGGCUACAAAUGGGCUUCAGUGAUGCUGCCUACAGUGUAACUCACUAUAGACAUAACAGGAGCUAGAAAGUUUCAGAACCUGCAUGAAAAGCACUUGGGUGUUUUUUUUCCCCAGUAGGCUAUCUAUGUAGUUCUGAUGGCACAUAGAACAGUAGGUAGUAAAAUGAACCGCUGCUAGCCGAUUCAGCCUGCUUAGUGCUCCAAGACAUAGAAACAAGUAUAGCUUAGGCUAAAAAUGGCACCCACAUUGUAACCCGCUGUAUUCAUCGCAACACUAUGUAGCCUAUAGCCUACUUCCUGUUUCUUGUCAAAGUUUAUCUGUUCACACAAAUCAUGUCUAUUAAUGUUUAAUGCUUUGUUAUAAAUAUGAGAUCUGGAAAUCAGGAUCUUGUAAUAGACUAGGUUAUGGUUGCUGUUUAAAAAGACAGGAUUUAAAGGCUACCUGAUUUAACUGUCUAGAGCUUAGAGGCUAUGAAUGAGCUUAAAUAUCAAUUUUAUCUUUUUUUUUUUUGCAAAGUAUUUUGGAAAAUGUCAAAAAGUAAAUCAUGAACUGAUCACACUUUUACAAGAAACUAAGUCUGUUGUCAUAGAUACAAGUUACUGUGGCAGCCCACUUGGGCAAUGUUUUAGCUUAUAUUUGUUUACAUUUUGGAACAUUAGGUAUGCCGAAUUAACUAUUAACUGUUCAUUUUUGUCAUGUGCUAUUACCUAAUACUGAAGAAAUUUUAAGAGCCUGGUACAUGUAGUGACUUACAGGCAGCACCUAUAUUUGUUUACAUUUUGGGACUGAUUCAGCCAUUUAACAGUUCACGUUUGCUAUGCAUCACUGGAUGCGCUGACAACUACGCUCACAGAAUUACUAAAGAAUUUGUUAAUCUGAUUUUCAGGUAGGUUCUGUAGCGUUCCAACCACCUGACACGUAAUUAUGAGAGUUAUAAUUCCGAGGUAAGCUCCUUCAGCUGGUUCUCUUUGGUGAAGUCAAUGCACUUCCAUAGGACAGAGUAACAGGUUACCUAAUGCAGCUUUAAAACACCUAUUUACAACUCUGUACAAUGUAGUUCCUGGUUUGAAAGUAAA
This is a messenger RNA of Monopterus albus (swamp eel), 4100 nucleotides long. RefSeq names its product macoilin. The coding region runs from base 191 to 2131 and encodes 646 amino acids. Gene Ontology annotation, cellular component: rough endoplasmic reticulum membrane. The transcript has 11 exons. The record is from RefSeq and is a predicted model, not a curated record. Gene Ontology annotation, biological process: neuronal signal transduction. Lineage: Eukaryota; Metazoa; Chordata; Actinopteri; Synbranchiformes; Synbranchidae.